CAAAUUUCAUUGAAAACCCAAAAUGGCAAUUUCAUCAUCUUCACUAUCAGCGACUCUUUUUCCAGUAUGUAAUUCAUCUUCCAUUUCAGUACAACCCAAGUUUUCUAUUCUUUCUUUACCUUCAAAUUCAACAAAGUUACUUAUUUUCAACCAAUCUAGAGUUUCAACAACUAAGAUUCUUGCUUCUCCUGAAGUAUUAGAUGCCCAAAAUGUAUCUACUGAUGUUGAGGAUAUUCCAGUUGUUUCGACUCUGAGUGUUGGUGGUGACACUGAUAAGGCAGCACCAAAGCAGAAGAUUAGGAUCAAAUUGAGGUCAUACUGGGUACCCCUAAUAGAAGACUCUUGUAAGCAAAUUAUGGACGCUGCAAAGACGACAAACGCAAAGACCGUGGGUCCCGUACCACUGCCCACCAAGAAGAGGAUUUACUGUGUCCUCAAAUCUCCACACGUUCACAAAGAUGCCAGGUUCCAUUUUGAAAUAAGAACUCAUCAGCGCCUUAUUGACAUUCUUUACCCGACUGCUCAAACUAUUGACAAGUUAAUGCUGCUCGACCUUCCUGCUGGUGUUGACGUUGAGGUCAAGCUGUGAGAAAAUUGCUUCUCCUCCUUGUUUAAUGUAGUAACCUUGUUUAUCUCUUGCUAGUUCGUUUCUGGUUUUGGAUUAUGUACUAGUAGAGACUUUUGCACAAUCAUUUGUUGGGGAAAGUAUUGUAGAUGCUUAUCUUUUUUGUGUAACUAUUUGGAUUACUGGAAUAGUUAGCAUCUUUUCAAUCUCA
Molecule: messenger RNA, 776 nt
Organism: Lycium ferocissimum
Lineage: Eukaryota; Viridiplantae; Streptophyta; Magnoliopsida; Solanales; Solanaceae
Product: small ribosomal subunit protein uS10c
Exons: 3
Coding region: 23-589 (188 amino acids)
Biological process (GO): translation
Cellular component (GO): ribosome; mitochondrion; small ribosomal subunit
Molecular function (GO): structural constituent of ribosome; RNA binding
Source: RefSeq, a predicted model, not a curated record